This is a messenger RNA of Parnassius mnemosyne (clouded apollo), 2277 nucleotides long. NCBI's taxonomy places the organism in Eukaryota, Metazoa, Arthropoda, Insecta, Lepidoptera, Papilionidae. The record is from the annotation of a GenBank genome assembly.
AUGGGUUCCCGAUUAAGAGACACUGUACGAUUCUUAUUUGAAUUGUUCUGUGAAGUAUCACCAGGAGAUCAUUUACGGGAGCCUUUUAUAAUAAGGAAAUAUCCUGAAGCAUAUAAAAAUGAAGAGGAGUUAAAAAAUAUUCCAAAGUUUACAUUCCCAUGCCAGUUAGAUAAUUCAUUUGUUCAACAUUAUUCAUUUGUGUUGACUUCUGUGGAUUCCAAGUACACAUUUUGCUUUUGCCGUUAUGAUCCCAAAACCAAUGCAGCUCUGGUGUUGCUCUCACAUUUACCAUGGCAUGAUAUAUUUUACAAGUUGUUGAAUUGUAUAGCAAAUUUAUUAAAUAGUUCUGAAAGUGGAGAGCUCACGUCAUUUUUAGAAGCAUGCCGAAUACGGCCACCUAUGCCCGGACACACGCUUAAAGUGACCUACAAUGCGGGUCACAGCGUGUUCUCUUGCCAGAGUCCUGACACUAAACUGCCGAGCAUUCCGGAAAAUUGUAACCUUACGGAGUACUUCAGUGCCAUGGACGCUAAAUGCAUGGCAGGUCUAUGGGCGGCUUUACUUCACGAGCGUAGAGUGGCUAUUGUUGCUACUAAGCCCUCCAGAUUGUCCGCGUGCGUGCAGGCCGCCAAUGCAAUGCUCUUCCCCAUGUCAUGGCAGCACAUAUUCAUACCAAUACUUCCAAAACAUCUUGUAGAUUAUUUAUUGGCGCCUAUGCCAUUUCUUAUUGGAGUUCCUAGAAGUGUUAUGGAGGCUGUAAAAAUGUCGGAGAUAGGUGAUGUAGUUGUAUUAGAUGUAGAUGCGAAUGAACUUAGAUCUCCUUUUAAUGACUUAGAAAGUCUUCCGCCUGAUAUGGUAGCGAGUCUGAAAAAAGCUUUAAGUGAUAAAAAUGCGCUAGGUGAUGCCGUGUCGAGAGCAUUCUUACGAGCUUUAGUAUGUCUUAUAGGGGGCUAUAGAGAUGCUAUUAGAAUUGAGAAAGGUCAACUAAUCACUUUCAAUCCAGAGGCUUUUGUAAGAACGAGAAAAAAUAUGCAACCGUUCCUAAGAAAAAUUCUACAGUCACAAAUUUUUCAACAGUUCAUUGACGAGAGAUUGGAUUUACUCAAUUCUGGGCGGGGUUUCAACGACGAGUUUGAAGUAGAAUGCAAUAAUUACGCUGAGAAAAUGAACACAGGCAGUGGGCAAAGGUUAAAACAGCAGUAUCGAGACUGGGCGAAGACUGUAAAAAAGGAAGGAGGUGCCUUUUUCAAGACUGUUAAAGAUAAGGCAAACCCAGCAGUACAAUCGGCUGUUAAAACGGUCCGACAAGGAGGUAAAAAUAUGAAAUCGGCUGUUAGAGGAUUAAAGAACAAAAUGCCGAAGACCGGCUCAAGGCCGUCUUCUAUAAACACGACAGACGAUAGCAGGUUCUCAUGUGGGUCAGCGACCCCUGUCUCCUCAGAUUCCUCUGACUCGUCGCCUGCCCACGAUGCACCUCCAAGGGAACCUCCUCCAGCUCUCCCUCUAGAUCUCCUAACAGAAAUGGAGUUCCUUUUCUCAAAUAACUCCCAACGCCGCGAUAGUUACCCUAAUAGCACGCACAACUCAGAUAUAAGUCUUCCCGAUAAAGCAAAAACACUGUCACCAUGCCUCCCACCCCGGUUACCGGAACGCCCCCAACUCCCCCUCCGUUACCCUAUCAUAUCGACAAGGAAACUUGUCGAUCUGUCCGACGCGCCAAUGCCACCGCCACGGUCGACACCGGCCCCCUCCACGGCGCACUUUGUAACUAACAUCACGAAAAACGACGCGAAUACGACAGACUUCCAUACAAGCACCAUACGCUUCACAGAGGGUAAAGAUAAGGCCAAAUUAAAAUUGACAAUGUCGACGAAUCAGAGGAGGCCUGUAAUAAAUCCACCAUGCAAUGGCAACGCGUCGAAACUACCGCCCCCUGUUAGCAAUAGGCAGAAUCAAGAUUUCCACGGCGGUAGAUUAACCGUCGCGGUAGCUCGGCCUACCCCCCUUCCUAAAGGAAGAACUCAAGAGUCUUGUGGCUCAGUGUCGGAUCUGAUUAAACUGGACGAUUCACCUACAAACCUCGAAGAUUUCGAUCCACUCAAAUAUAGUGAUAAAAAAGAGAAAGUUGAACAAAUCAAAUCGUCUACGGACAGUGCUCUUUUGCAUGAAUACGGAUUAGAUUUUAGUCAGUUUGGCAUGCCGGAAUUUACUAGUGCCUCGAAUGUGAGGCCUGAGGCUACCUCUAGCGUACCUAAGGGUUGGACUACAUUCAAUUAG